Solea senegalensis (Senegalese sole) is the source of this 1940-nucleotide messenger RNA. It is a transcript of the gene gpkow, whose product is annotated as G patch domain and KOW motifs. Gene Ontology annotation, cellular component: spliceosomal complex. The record is from RefSeq and is a predicted model, not a curated record. Gene Ontology annotation, molecular function: nucleic acid binding. Lineage: Eukaryota; Metazoa; Chordata; Actinopteri; Pleuronectiformes; Soleidae. The coding region runs from base 17 to 1531 and encodes 504 amino acids. Gene Ontology annotation, biological process: mRNA splicing, via spliceosome. The transcript has 11 exons.
UCGGUUUCAACAAAAAAUGGCGUCGCACGGAGACGAUUCAACGCCGUCUGAGCAACAAGAGGAGAAAAAACCCGCAGUGUCGUUUGGUUUUACGAAAACACUCAGCAGAUUUAAACCCUCUACUCUCGACGCCGAUAGAAAGAAGGACGACAGAGAUUUCUUGACUGGAAUUGAUAGAAAAGAACUGCAAAGUACAAAACCGUCUGAGAAGCCCAAAGAGCUCAUCAUCCCUCUGAUCCAGAAGAACCGCUGGCAGAAACCGGACCGAGCGGGUCAGAACGAGGGGAGAGAAGGCGAAACACAUGAGACAACCAGGGGCAAUGACUCCGUGGAGUCUCAGGCUGUCAAAGAACUCAUCGAGGAUUCACGGAGGCAGCUUGAUGAGUGGCAGAAUGGCCCACAGGCUCAAAGUGACCCGAAUCUCUCCAUUCCCUUGUUGAUGCAAAACAAAGUACCUGAAGGCUUUGAGGAUGGAGACCUUGUCAAGGUGGAUUUACGGCCUGAAUCUUCGACCGAGGCAGAUUAUGACAACAUUCCUGUGCAGGCGUUUGGACUGGCUAUGCUGAAGGGGAUGGGGUGGAAUAAAGCGGAAGGCAUUGGACGCACCUUUAAACAAGAUGUGAAGCCAAUUGAACACCAGCUGCGUCCAAAGGGUUUGGGUCUUGGAGCAGAUCGUGCAGCGAUAAAGGACCUGGAACCCACUAAACGUCGGCGACCUCCCAAGCCAGGCGAGGAGCGAGAGAAGGAGGAGGAACUAGUGAUGGGUCCUGGGGGGUUUGUGCUGGUGCAGUCAGGGGUUCAUAAAGAGCUGUAUGGCAAGAUCGAAGGUCUGGAUCCAGACAAUGCUCGAGCUAUGGUGAAGCUGGCAAUCGGUGGCCAGACUAUAACUAUCAGCCAGCACACUAUCAAACUCAUCGAACGCAAAGAAUAUGAGAAAUACAGCAAAGACCUCAGUCGCCUCAGUAAAGCUCACAAAGACAAGGAAAAGCAGAAAGAACAAGACAAGGAGCGCGAGAGACAGAAGGAGAAGGAGAGGAAAAGUAAUGGUGAUAAGGUCAAUUACAAGUCAUCGGAAAGGGAUGGAGGAAAAGAAGAGAGGAAGAGGAAACGUGGAGAAGCAAGUGACGACAGAGAGAAGCCUCCAGUGAAAGAAGUGAGGCGGCCGCCAGCGCCACGUUCCUGGCUCCAGAGAGACUUGAAAGUUCGCUUCAUAGACAAAAUGUUUAAAGGGGGAAGGUACUACAACUCAAAGAUGUGUGUGGAGGACGUCCUGACGCCAAAUACGUGCGUGUGUCGAACUGAAGAGGGAAGACUGUUAGACGAUGUGAAGCAGGAUAUGGUGGAAACCAUUGUUCCAAAAAGUGAACAUGAUUCUAUAAUGGUUGUACUGGGUGAACACAGGGGUCAGGUCGGCCGUAUCCUCCAACGGGACAAGAACAAGUGCAGAGCGAUAGUUCAGCUCGACCAACAUGAAAAAGUGCUCUCGCUGGACUAUGACUCCAUAUGUCACUAUGUUGGUGCAACUGACUGAAUCAAAUUUGAAUUUCUAUUAUUGUGAUAAUCGUGAACGGAGAUGACGUCACGUGAGUGACUUUUGUUACUCGCCAACAUACAGUCCAUGUGAUUUAUUUUCUAAUGUGCCACAAUGGGGAGCUGCAUCUUUCCUCAUGACGUAUUAUGAUCUUAUUCAAUUAUUUUUCACAGAAAAACUGUAUCCCAUCUGCGAUAUUUCUGACCAGUGUAAGUGUAGACAGAAGGCUGCACUAAAACAAAUUUUGUUAAAAACUUUUCAGUCCUCGCAAUAUCGUCAAUCGCAAUAAUUUUAUCAGGAUUAUCACGUUGGGAAAUGUUUACACCGUCCCAUGUCUAGUCAAAUGUUACCAGUUCUUUUUCAUCCCAUCUGUUAUGUAAUAUUCAGAAUAAAAUGAAAUGAGAUUUUA